UCGAACACUCAUUCGAGACUACCUCAGGCAACAGGCAAUUCCGACUACCUCAGGCAGCUCCAAAGUCUCUGGUGAUUUUCCAACUGAGAUACAUGGGAGUCAAUUACCAGAGAUGCCAUUCAUUGGGACUCGUCACAUGUAGAGGCGUCAACGGAUGUGUCGUCGGCUCCGUAAUGCAAUUGAAUCACUUAUCCUGCCUCUGCUGCAAGAUUGUUUCAGCGAACGUCGUCACCCUCUCGGUGGCCCACAUCAUUUCUGAUUGGUUGGGGCAGAAAUAUAAUGCAGUAUCAAUGGCGAUGUUGGCUUGUCGAUGUAUAUAAUAUGUUAACACCAUGAUGAAUUCUGGAGGUUUUAAUUGCAUGUUUUUGUACUUCUGCUGGAUGGUCAAAUCUUUACUUUUUGUAAACAUUCGGAUUAUGACAAUUUGGUUUUGUUGGAAUUUUAUGUAAGACUUAUUAUUAAUAUGGGC
This is a messenger RNA of Ilex paraguariensis (yerba mate), 469 nucleotides long. NCBI's taxonomy places the organism in Eukaryota, Viridiplantae, Streptophyta, Magnoliopsida, Aquifoliales, Aquifoliaceae. The record is from the annotation of a GenBank genome assembly.